Venturia canescens is the source of this 3989-nucleotide messenger RNA. RefSeq lists its product as uncharacterized. The record is from RefSeq and is a predicted model, not a curated record. NCBI's taxonomy places the organism in Eukaryota, Metazoa, Arthropoda, Insecta, Hymenoptera, Ichneumonidae. Bases 109 to 3447 code for a protein of 1112 amino acids. The transcript has 4 exons.
AGAGCUUCAGUCUCACUUGAAUCUUCGGCAUCAAGUGUCGAUCAAGAUAAAUAGUAGUUUAACUGAAUCGUUGAUAAAGAAAGUAGAGAGUGAGGAAAAGUGUUAAGGAUGAGGGGGUUCAAGUGCUUGGUGCCAUUAAUGGCACUUUUACUGAUAAACGGAUCGCUCGCUAAGCCAGGUCUCCUGGGAAAUCUAUUGCAUGGUAAAGGAUCAGGCGGUGGUUCAUUGCUGGACCCAUUGGGUUUGUUUCAUCCGAAAGAUGGUGGGAGUCAUGCGGAGAGCAAGAGUCAAAGUUUAGGGGGAAAUUUAAACCUUGGUCCGGUAGGAUUUUCCGGUUCGGUGGCGUCGUCAUCGGCCUCGGCGACGGCGAACGGAGGAGGGAGUGCGUCGGCGUUGGCGAACGCGAGUGCCAAAUCGGAAGGCGGUGGAUCGUCUUCGGCUACGGCGAACGCGAACGCCCAGGCGGGAGGCUACGGGGGAGGUUACGGGGGUGGGAACGAUGGUUCGUACGGCGGAGGCCAUGGGGGAUCGUUCACGGGAGGCCAGGGAGGCUCUUAUGGCCAGGGUAACGGUGGAAACUAUGGUCAAGGUCACGGAGGCUCGUACGGAUCCGGGAACGAGGGUUCUUACGGGCACGGAAGCGGCGGAUCUUACGGCCAAGGUCAGGGAGGAUCUUACGGCCAAGGUCAGGGAGGAUCUUACGGUCAAGGUCAGGGAGGAUCUUACGGCCAAGGUCAAGGAGGCUCUCAGGGUAAAGGAAUCGGCGGCGGCUACGGCCAGAGUCAAUCCUCGGCGCAAGCUUCGGCUCAGGCGGGAGCCCAGUCUUCGGGGCAAGGAUCAGGAUUCUCUGGAGGCCAAGGUUACGGAUCGUCACAAUCGGCGGCAACCGCCCAAUCCGCAGCUUCUGCCCAAGCCCAGGGCGUCCAGAGAUACCCGGCUGAAGCCUCGAGCUUGUCACAAUCGGCAGCAAGCGCCAGCAGCCUCGCUGACCUGCUUGGAGGCGACAUCAUAGCCAUUGUGCCCGUGGAUGGACCUCCUCAAGGUUCAAAUUCAGGAUCGUACGGUCAAGGUCAAGCUGGAACAUCGUACGGACAAAGCGGCUCAUACGGGAGUGGGUACAACCAAGGUCACCAGGCUCAAGGUCACCCGGAGGGAAUGGUAGUGCCGAUAAUCGUCGUUGAAGACACCACGCCCCAACGUCCUCCAAUGAGAAACCCGCAUAACCACCAUCAUCAUCACAACCGACGUCCCUACCCGCAAAACCAGCCGAAUUAUCGGCCGCCCAGCGGCGGACAACCCGUCGAAAUCAUCGUCAUCGAGGAGACGGUUCCAUCCAAGCCCCAAGGUGGGAACUAUGGCGGCGGUGCUGGUCAUGGUUACAAUUCGGGAUCUUCGGGAAAUUCUGGAUACGGUUGCACUAGUGGAGCCUGCUCCGGCGGCUCCGGGCAGGGCUACAACACCGGGUCUGGCUCCGGUCAGGGCUACAGCACCGGAUCUGGCUCCGGCCAGGGCUACAACACUGGAUCUGGCUCCGGACACGGCAACACUGGACACGGUUACAAUUCCGGUUCUUCUGGUAGCGCUGGUCUUGGUUACAACGCUGGUUCAGGAUCCGGAUCCCAGGGCAACACUCAGGGUGCCUACUCAGGAAAUCCUUUCUUGAAUGGCGGUGCAUCAGCCAGUGCAGGCGCGAGUGCUCAAGCGGGAGCUUCAGCUGGAAGUGGUUCCCAUGGAACUGGCGGUGGUAACCCCUUCCUGGGUGGUGGCGCCCCGGUGAACACUGGUGGAUACAACGCUGGAGGCUACAAACCAACUGGACCGGUCGGCGGUUCAGCUGGUGGACACGGAGGCGGAGGAACUUACUCGGUCAUUGGGAACGAUGCUCCCAAGCCGCUGCAGCCGAUUCCACGACCAAGUGGAUCGGUCGGUGGAGGAUACGGCGGUUCGCAGGGAUCCAGUUACGGCGGAUCACAAAGUUCCAGUUACGGCGGAUCACAGAGCUCUAAUUAUGGCAGUUCAUCAGGAAGCUCCGGAGCUCAUGGAGGCGAGGGAGUGUUCACGGUCAUCGGAGACGAUGCUCCUAAGCCACUGCAGCCGAUUCCACGACCAAGUGGAUCGGUCGGUGGAGGAUACGGCGGUUCCCAAGGAUCCAGUUACGGCGGAUCACAAAGCUCUAAUUAUGGCGGUUCAUCAGGAAGCUCCGGAGCUCAUGGAGGCGAGGGAACGUUCACGGUCAUCGGAGACGAUGCUCCCAAGCCACUGCAGCCGAUUCCACGACCAAGUGGACCAGUCGGUGGAGAAUACGGCGGUUCCCAGGGAUCCGGUUACGGUGGUUCAUCCGGUUCCAAUUAUGGAGGUUACAGCGGCAACAAGGGUUCGGGCUAUGGUGGCUCCCAGACUGGAUCUCAAGGGGGUAGCUAUGGAGGAAACCAGGGUUCUGGUUACGGCGGUUCCCAGUCGGGAGGUUCGGCAGGUAGCAGCGCGGCUGCUAACGCAGCAGCGACUGCCGGGGCGUCGGCACAAGGAGGCGGCUACAACAAGGGUACCGGUGGGUCAACCGGUGGAUCUUACGGUUCCAAACCAUUCCCGAGUACAGUUCCGACUGGGCCGGUAGGAGGAGGUCAGGGAAGUGGGUAUGGUGGUUCUCAGGGAUCGAGCUACGGCGGUUCCCAGGGAUCGAGCUACGGCGGUUCCCAAGGAUCGAGCUACGGCGGUUCCCAGGGUUCGGAUCACGGUGGUUCUCAGGGUUCGAACUACGGCGGUUCUCAGGGUUCCAGCUACGGCGGUUCUCAGGGUUCAGGCUACGGCGGUUCCCAGGGAUCAAACUACGGUGGAUACAAGUCUACCAAAGUACCGACAUCCCCGACCACCGGCGGAUCUGGAUACGGAGGUUCCAGUGGAUUCCAGAACACCGGGAGCAGCGGUUACGGGGGUCCGAAGCCCAUACCAACGAGCAUCCCGACCGGAGGCCACGGUGGCGCUUCCGCCGGUAGUUCGGCGACCGCUUCGGCGAGUGCAACCGCCGGUGCCAACGCCGGAGGUGGAACGCUCGGUCAGAACGGCGACCCGGAAGGGCCUGGAACUUCUUAUCAGCCGCACCUAGCUGGUGGCAGCGGCGGCUACGGCGGUUACGGCGGCGCCGGAGGCAAAGCCGACGCUUCUGCAUCAGCAUCCGCAAACGCCAUAGCGAAUGGUGGCCUCUCCAACGCCAUUGCCGACGCCAAAUCCACUGCAACCGCCGGAGGAUACGGCGGCUCCGCCUCCGCAAUCAGCAACGCUUCCGCCACCGCAGGCGGAAGUGGAGGCGGAAAUGCCGUCGCCAAGGCCAGCAGCAGCGCCACAGCCGGCGGCUCAGGCUACGACGGCGACUUCGAAGCCCGAUCAGCCGCCUCCAGCAAGGCUGGAGCCGUCGUCGACACCCGCGACAUGCUCGUCUUUACCGAUUAAACUUACUAUCGCCGCUGCUACUCUAUUUAUUACUCCGAUCGAAGGAUCUUCUAAAACCAUGACAAACUUCCAUGGGGACCAUCCUCCCCAGAUAAAAUUUAAACAAUAAAAUUCAUCGUUUUUCUUCCGAACGAAAUGAAAUCGAAAAUAUUCGCCGAAUUGCCCAAACGCUUUUCACCCCCCCCCCCCCCCCCCCGCUCCGCGGAACAGGCGCUUCGCUGAAGCUGCUCCUCGACACCUUGACGAAUUUAAGUCGACCUUGAAAUACUCUUGAGCCAUUGUUUAAGGCGUUGCGAUAUUAUCAUCACGGUUUUUUAAUUCCCAUGUUAUUUAUGUCUCGUAAAUAUGUAUAUACACGUUUGUACAGUUUUACGACGUUUUAAUGCUUUUUGGCGAGUUCCCGGUUGCCGUAAAAUUCUCGCUGUUUUACCAUUUGUACAUUGUGUUGAUAAAGAAACGAGGGACGAAUCGAGGCGCUAAAUACUUUUAGAAUUAAAUUGUACUUUUAGGAGCGAAAUAAAUGUUUCCUACGUUUUCGUUAA